ACCUAGAGAGCCGGAAUCAAUAAAGUGAACGGAAACCAACAUCAAUUCUUCCCCGGUGCCGAACGCCGAACGGCAGCGCAGCCGAAAGCCCGGACCAGCUCGCGCCGCCCCCUGCCUCCCUCGCCUCGCCCAGGCGCGCGCGCUCCCUUCUACCGCGCCGUCGCCUCCACGCGGCUGGGCCCCGCGCACGCCGCCCCAAUCAGACGCGCCGCCGCCCUCCCUGGGGGAGGCGGAGGCGGCGGGGACCCGCUCCCAUGGCGAGCGCCGCCAGCAGCGGCGGGGGGGACGACGACUCGGCCGGCAAGCUCUUGGUGAACCGCUACCUGAAGGGCGAGAUUGUCGGCGAGGGCACGUACGGAAUCGUCAACAAGGCCAUCGACACCAAGACUGGAAAUAUAGUCGCGAUAAAGAGAAUCCGGAUAGGGGAAAAGAAGGAAGGUGUCAACUUCACAGCAUUGAGGGAAAUUAAACUACUGAAGGAGCUGAAAGAUCCUAAUAUUAUAGAGCUGAUUGAUUGUUUCCCUUACAAAGAUAGCUUGCACCUUGUAUUUGAGUUUAUGGAGACUGAUCUGGAAGCUGUCAUAAAAGAUAAACACAUUGUAUUAUCUCCAGCUGACACAAAAUCAUAUGCCCAGAUGAUGUUGAAAGGUCUAGCUUUCUGCCACAAGAAAUGGGUGCUGCACAGGGACAUGAAACCAAAUAAUUUACUCAUUGGUGCUGAUGGGCAGCUCAAGCUUGCUGACUUUGGUCUGGCACGUAUGUUUGGAAGUCCAGGAAGGAACUUCACUCACCAGGUCUUUGCACGGUGGUACCGAGCACCAGAAUUAUUAUUUGGCUCGAAGCAUUACGGAUCUGCGGUGGAUAUUUGGGCUGCUGGAUGUAUUUUUGCUGAACUGCUCACUCGCCGAGCCUUUCUCCAGGGUUCUAGCGACAUUGAUCAACUUGGGAAGAUUUUUGCAGCAUUGGGGACCCCAAAGCCUUCUCAAUGGCCUGACAUGGCUUAUCUUCCGGAUUAUGUUGAAUACCAAUAUGUUGCUGCUCCUCCACUACGUACAUUAUUACCGAUGGCCAGUGAUGAUGCUUUGGAUCUUCUGUCAAAAAUGUUAACAUACGACCCAAAGGCAAGAAUCACAGCCCAGCAGGCUCUAGAACACAGGUACUUUUCAUCGUUACCAGCUCCAACAAGACCAUCACAGCUUCCAAGACCACGCCGGAAAGGAGAUUCAGGGAAUAACAAGAUACCUGACCUGAACCUGCAGGAUGGCCCUGUGGUGCUCUCCCCGCCAAGAAAGUUACGGAGGGUGACAGCACAUGAAGGUCUGGAAGUUAAUAUGCACAGGGCAGAUAAAGUGGAUGAGCAUCCUUCUGGGAUGAGGCACACUGAUGAGAUGUCCAGUCAUAGUUCUAGAAUCCCAAUGUCAGUUGAUGUUGGAGCUGUGUUUGGCACACGACCUGCUCCUAGGCCAACAUUGAACAGUGCUGAAAAGUCUCAUUUAAAACGUAAACUUGAUAUGGAUCCAGAAUUUGGAUAUGCAGAGUAAAAGAAACAAGUUUGGAGGCACCAUUCUUUUCUUACUGGCAUGUUGAUUUUUAAAAUAUUCUUUGGGAGACGGUUCCACUAUUUAUCUGAAAAAAAGGAGGAUUGUGUUGAAGUCAUAAAACUACACCGAAGGAUGCUGACACAAUCAACUGAGCUGUCACCAUCACUGGUGGAGAGGAAACUGAAGAGAUGAUUCUAAUUUACCGAGUCGUGCACAGGGCAUUAUAGCUAACCAAUUCCGUAAGGAAGGCUCCUAAAACUGUAUGCUUUUUAUGGGAUGCAUGAGUGGAGAGUGUGAUUUAUGGGAUACAUGAGCUUGCUCCAGUUAGAACGUGUGGCAUCUGUACGUGUUUGCACAGAUUGUGCUGAAGCAUCUGGUCCUCAGUUCUCUUUUGGUAUCAAUUUCCCUUCAACUCUUGUAUGGACACUGAGCUUUGAGCAUUUUUCAGUCGGACACCUUAGUACAGUGAUUUUUUGUUGUAACUAGGAGCAACUUACAUUAUCUGACAUUUCGCGUGAUGAUAAAAAAAAAUGCAUGACGAAAAAGUAAAAAUUUGGUUUU
Molecule: messenger RNA, 2102 nt
Organism: Panicum hallii
Lineage: Eukaryota; Viridiplantae; Streptophyta; Magnoliopsida; Poales; Poaceae
Product: cyclin-dependent kinase D-1
Exons: 7
Coding region: 255-1541 (428 amino acids)
Biological process (GO): protein phosphorylation; positive regulation of transcription by RNA polymerase II
Cellular component (GO): transcription factor TFIIK complex; cytoplasm; nucleus
Molecular function (GO): ATP binding; RNA polymerase II CTD heptapeptide repeat kinase activity; cyclin-dependent protein serine/threonine kinase activity
Source: RefSeq, a predicted model, not a curated record